UUUGGAGAGAGUUUUCCGCCCCGCCGGCUCUUCUGCUUCCUCGCCUCGUCCGGGCGCUUCGAUGAGAAGCCGCUCCGAUCGAUGCUGUUGCGGCGGCUGCUCCAGUUCUCCGCGCCGGCAGCUGGGAGAUAAUGGCCAGGAGUUGAAGAAGGACUAAGAAGCGGGAGGCGGGGAGAGAAAGGAAGGAAAGGGAGAAAAGGGAAGAGGAGGAGGAGGGGGAGAGUGGAGACCAGCGGCCCCAGACCUCGCGCGACCUCUGCGGCGGCAGGGACUAGCCAGAAGCUUCCCCGGGCCCCGUCCACCUCACCCCAUCUGCGUCCCUCCUGCUUCCCCCCCCCCACCUCUACGUGGGCUUCGCCCCGUCCAAACUUUCCCUCUUGUUCCCUUUCGCCAAUAUAGCGGCGGCGGCGCAAAGCGAUCCUUUGCAAUCCUUGCAAGGAUAAAAAGCCCAGAUUUUAUUUCUCAUUAGCAGGAGGCGCGUCAGUCGCCAAGCCCGACAGAUAGAUAGGACAGACCCACGCAGGAUAUUCAAGGCACUCGGGCGCGCGCACCCUUCUUCCAGCAAGGGCGACGAAGCGCCGGAGCGCAGUUUUCCCCUGGGUCGGCGCGGGGUGGGUGGGCGGCCAUGGCCUCUAGCUUGGCGCCGGCUGCCGGGAUCCCGCGGUGAGACUCGCUUAUGGUCGCUUGUGACGAGCGGCCAGCCCUGCCUUCGCCUCUUUGGGCCACGGUCCCCACGCGCUUUCCCCGGGGCCAGGUCCCUUCUGCCCGGCGGAGGGAAUCGGGGCAGGGUCUAAGAGGGGCGAAGCUGUGAAGCCCCGGUGCAGGAGAGAAGGGAGAAGGAGGAGGAGGAGAAGAAGAAGAAGAAGAAGCGACGCCGGCGGACUGACUUGGAUGAGUUUCUCCAUGAGAGAACCCGUGAUUCCUGGGACCAGUAUGGCUUACCACCCCUUCCUACCUCACCGGGCGCCGGACUUCCCCAUGAGCGCCGUUUUGGGACACCAGCCUCACUUCUUCCCGGCUCUGGCCUUGCCACCCAACGGAGCGGCCGCUCUUUCCCUGCCCGGAGCUUUGACCAAACCGAUUAUGGAUCAACUGAUCGGGGCGGCGGAUUCCGGCCUCCCUUUUUCCACUUUGGGACACCAAGCCGCGGCUCACUUGCGGCCUUUGAAAACGCUGGAGCCGGAGGAAGAGGUGGAGGACGACCCCAAAGUCCACCUGGAAGCCAAGGAGCUGUGGGAGCAGUUUCACAAACGGGGCACCGAGAUGGUAAUCACCAAAUCGGGAAGGAGAAUGUUCCCACCUUUUAAAGUGAGGUGUACGGGUUUGGAUAAAAAGGCGAAAUACAUUUUAUUGAUGGACAUUGUAGCUGCAGAUGACUGUCGAUAUAAAUUCCAUAAUUCGCGGUGGAUGGUGGCUGGGAAAGCCGAUCCCGAAAUGCCGAAAAGAAUGUAUAUCCAUCCGGAUAGCCCAGCCACGGGUGAACAGUGGAUGUCAAAAGUGGUCACCUUCCACAAGCUGAAACUGACCAAUAACAUCUCGGACAAACACGGAUUUGUAAGUGCUUUCGGAUUUACCAUCUUAAACUCUAUGCACAAAUACCAGCCUCGGUUUCACAUCGUCCGAGCCAACGAUAUCCUGAAGCUACCUUACAGUACAUUCCGCACUUACGUUUUUCCGGAAACGGAGUUCAUUGCUGUCACAGCCUAUCAGAAUGAUAAGAUCACCCAGUUAAAAAUCGACAACAACCCUUUUGCCAAAGGCUUCCGGGACACGGGGAAUGGAAGGCGAGAAAAGAGGAAACAGCUGACUCUUCAGUCUAUGAGAGUUUACGAGGAAAGGCAGAAGAAAGAGACUUCGGAUGAGUCCUCCAGCGAGCAAACAGCGUUUAAAUGCUUUGCUCAGUCCACAUCUCCAGCUGUGUCCACCGUGGGUACCUCUAACCUUAAAGAUCUGUGUCCCAGCGAUGUCGAAAGCGACUCGGAGAGCAAAGAGGACCCCAUGGAAGCCAACGAGGUUGGGAAGAUCUCUACCACCACGGCCAACAUCCUCGCCCUCAGCAGCAGCUCCUCCUUGGCGGGAGGAGGAGACGGGACAGACCUCCGAGAAGGGGGAAAGAACAGCCCUCCCAAACCUCCCAUUUUCCCACCAGACUCGGCCAGCAGCAGCAGGGGGGAGUGCGUCUCGAAAAUGCCUCCCGAUUCCCAGCACAGCCCAGCCGCCAUCUCUUCCAGCACCCGGAAUUUGGGCGGCGGAGAAGAACUCAAGAACCAGGAUGAAUGCAGGAUGCUCAACAAAGAACCCUUCGCGCCCUUAACCGUCCAGACGGACAAUCCUGGCCACCUGGCCCAGAGCCACCUCUCCAACCUAACUUUUCCCCAUGGCCUGGCCAGCCAACAAUUCUUCAACCCCCUGAGCAACGGGCACCCUUUUCUGCUCCAUCCUAGCCAGUUCGCCAUGGGGGGAGCGUUCUCGGGCAUGGCCGCCGGCAUGGGGCCUCUGCUGGCCACCGUCUCCGGGGCGUCCGCGGGAGUGGCCGGCCUAGACAACACGGCGAUGGCCACAGCAGCUGCCCAAGGAUUAGGUGGGGUUUCCGCUGCAGCUGCUGCAGCUGCCUUACCGUUUCAUUUUCAACAGCAUGUCCUGGCUUCACAGAGCCUGGCGAUGUCCCCCUUCGGCAGCCUCUUCCCCUAUCCUUACACUUACAUGGCGGCGGCGGCGGCGGCCUCGACGGCCUCCCCGAUGCACCGGCACCCGCCAUUCCUGAACGCCGUGCGCCCUCGCCUGCGCUACAGCCCUUACUCUCUCUCGGUGCCUCUGCCGGACAGUAGCAGCGGCAGCUUGCUCACCACCGCCCUGCCGCCUUCCCUGGUCGGCGGUGGCACGGAAGGAGGCAAAGGCGGAGCUUUAGCGGGCAGCCCCGGCUUGGGCACGUUGGAUUCCUCUGGUUCGGAGCUCAACAGCCGCUCUUCCACCCUCUCUUCCUCCGGCUCGGACAAAGAAGCCACCAGCGAGCUCCAGAACAUCCAGCGUUUAGUGAGUGGACUCGAGUCGAAGCAGGACAGAGCCAGGAGCGGGUCGCCCUAG
This is a messenger RNA of Thamnophis sirtalis, 3084 nucleotides long. RefSeq names its product T-box transcription factor 3 (gene TBX3). The record is from RefSeq and is a predicted model, not a curated record. Gene Ontology annotation, biological process: regulation of transcription by RNA polymerase II; positive regulation of DNA-templated transcription; cell fate specification. Lineage: Eukaryota; Metazoa; Chordata; Lepidosauria; Squamata; Natricidae. Gene Ontology annotation, molecular function: RNA polymerase II cis-regulatory region sequence-specific DNA binding; DNA-binding transcription factor activity, RNA polymerase II-specific. Gene Ontology annotation, cellular component: chromatin; nucleus.